Molecule: messenger RNA, 1002 nt
Organism: Piliocolobus tephrosceles (Ugandan red Colobus)
Lineage: Eukaryota; Metazoa; Chordata; Mammalia; Primates; Cercopithecidae
Gene: CMTM2
Product: CKLF like MARVEL transmembrane domain containing 2
Exons: 4
Coding region: 141-821 (226 amino acids)
Cellular component (GO): membrane
Source: RefSeq, a predicted model, not a curated record
CGGUGGUCCUGGCAGUUAGCUGAGCGCGCCCUCUGAGCCGCUCGGUUGACACCAGGCUCUCUAGUAGGCCUGGCCUACCCAGAAACAGCAGGAGAGAAGAAACAGGCCAGCUGUGAGAAGUCAAGGACACCGAGUCAGUCAUGGCACCUAAGGCGGCAAAGGGGGCUAAGACAGAGCCAGCUCCACCUCCAGCCGGGGCCAAACCCGAGGAGGACAAGAAGGACGAUAAGGAGCCAUUGGAGAAACCUCGAAAGUUGGUGCAGCCCAAGCACGAAGUGGGCACCAGGAAGGGGUGUCGCCGCUACCGGUGGGAAUUAAAAGACAGCAAUAAAGAGUUCUGGCUCUUGGGGCACGCUGAGAUCAAGAUUCUGAGUUUGGGCUGCCUAAUAGCGGCAAUGAUACUGUUGUCCUCACUCAGCGUGCACCCCAUCUUGAGGCUUAUCAUCACCAUGGAGAUAUCCAUCUUCAGUUUCUUCAUCUUACUGUACAGCUUUGCCAUUCAUAGAUACAUACCCUUCAUCCUGUGGCCCAUUUCUGACCUCUUCAACGACCUGUUUGCCUGUGCGUUCCUGGUGGGAGCCGUGGUCUUUGCUGUGAGAAGUCAGCGAUCCAUGCAUCUCCACUACUUACUUGCUGUGAUCCUUAUUGGUGUGGCUGGAGUUUUUGCUUUGAUCGAUGUGUGUCUUCAAAGAAACCACUUCAGAGGCAAGAGGGCCAAAAAGCAUACGCUGGUUGCUCCUCCAGGAAAGGAAAAAGAACCCCAGCAGGGCAAGGAACCAGAACCCGCCAAGCCACCAGAGCCAGCAAAGGGAAAGAAAUGACUUGGAGGAGGCUCCUACUGUCUGAAAUGGCAGCGUAUUUUACAACAAUACAUUUCCACUCUCUUCCUUGUCUUCUUUCUAGAAUGGUUUUCUUUUCCAUUUUCAUUACCACCUUUGCUUGGAAAAGAAUGGAUUAAUGGAUUCUAAAAGCCUAAAGUUGAUGUAAGCAUUAUUUUGUUCA